This is a messenger RNA of Cornus florida, 1282 nucleotides long. Its product is annotated as auxin-responsive protein IAA14-like. The record is from RefSeq and is a predicted model, not a curated record. Lineage: Eukaryota; Viridiplantae; Streptophyta; Magnoliopsida; Cornales; Cornaceae. Gene Ontology annotation, molecular function: protein binding. Gene Ontology annotation, cellular component: nucleus. Gene Ontology annotation, biological process: regulation of DNA-templated transcription. The transcript is spliced from 5 exons. The coding region runs from base 158 to 925 and encodes 255 amino acids.
ACAUUGCUCUUCCUUUGUUAUAUUAUUGCACUCUCUCUCUCCCUCUCUCAAUAGCUUUCAACAUAAGAAUAGAAGAAGACAACAAAGUACAAGAAGAAGAAGAAGCAGCUAAGAGAAUUAAGGUAUUAACAAGCAAGAGACUGAAGACAACCAUUUGAUGGCCGGAGUUGAGAUGGAGGUUGGCCGGAAAAUGUCGAACUUGCUCGGCAAAGACUUGAACCUGAAGGAGACUGAGCUCUGCCUUGGUUUACCAGGCGGAGGUGGAGGCGGAGGCGGUGAAGGCUGCGGAGAGAUGAUGAAGAUCACUGGGAAGAGAGGCUUCUCUGAGACUGUUGAUCUCAAACUUAACCUUCAAUCCAUUGAAUCAGUGGCGGAUCUGAAGGAGAAGAACAAGACUACUACUACUUUGAAGGAGAAGAACCUCCUUCCGUGCACCAAAGAUCCUGCAAAGCCACCAGCCAAGGCACAGGUUGUAGGUUGGCCACCAGUGAGAUCCUUUCGCAAGAACAUAAUGGCUCAAAAGAGCAACUCUGAGGAGAGUGACAAGGCCAAUGGUACUGGUGCAGCUUUCGUGAAGGUUUGCAUGGAUGGAGCACCUUAUCUUCGUAAGGUGGACUUGAAGAUGUACAAGAGCUACCAAGAACUCUCUGAUGCCUUGGCCAAGAUGUUCAGUUCCUUUACCAUGGGUAACUGUGGGACCAAAUCAGGAAUGAUAGAUUUUAUGAAUGAGAGCAAAUUGAUGGAUCUGUUGAACAGUUCUGAGUAUGUGCCUACCUAUGAAGAUAAGGAUGGAGAUUGGAUGCUCGUGGGCGAUGUUCCGUGGGAGAUGUUUGUUGAUUCAUGCAAGCGCCUGCGUAUAAUGAAAGGAUCGGAAGCUAUCGGACUUGCCCCAAGAGCUAUGGAGAAAUGCAAGAACAGGUGCUGAAAAGCCUGGUUUUCAGAGUCCUGCACUGUAGCAUUCAUGCACUAGGACUAAAUGAUAAGAGUACCUGCGCAAGAGAUUAUGUUUAAAUGUGUCUGUAUUUUAAUUUGAUAUAGUACAUAGAUAUCAAAGAUCUGGAGAUUUGUAAGUGACAAGAAGUAAUAAACCUACCUAUUGUCUGGUUUGCCUUAUUACUAAUGUUGUUGGCUUGCUUAAUAAUUACCAUUUUUCCUUCUUUUUUUUUUCUUUUUUUUUUUUUUUUUUUGGUUGUCCUUGCUGUCAUAGUUGUUGUGUGUUUUUAUUCCUUCAGUUGUAAUGCUACAAUUUUUAUUUUUAUUUUCUUGCCCAUCAGAUUCUUCA